AUGUUUGAUAUGAGCACAACUCGGACUGCCGGCAGUCGAGUAGCCAUCAUCACAAGUCGUAUCUCCGAUGGGAAGGCCUGUGUACUAGCAAAUUAUCGCGGGGUUGGUCGACGCCUAGUCGAUUCGGCGUACGAGUUUUUGAAACCGGAAGAAGAAAGUCAGAAUCCAUUUCUAUGGGAAGCUGCUCGGUGCAGUGUCGCUGCUCCUUGGUUCUUCCAAACGAAAACUCUCCCUAGAUUUGGUCCGUUGCAGGAUGGGGGAGUGCGGGCCAACAAUCCCUUGGCAAUUGCACUGAAGGAAUCCGCUACUAUCUGGCCAUCGCAUGGAACACCUGAUUUGCUUGUAUCAGUUGGUACCGGUCUUUCUAUUCCCGAGUAUAAGGCUCAAGAUACCCCUCUAGGGAGUAUUCUUCAAGACGGAGCUGUUCCGCGCAUUAUCAGAGCAGCCAUGUCCUCGCCGUCCAUGGAUGGCGAGCAGGGGUUUUCCGAGGCACUCAAUUAUGUUCCAGACCGUAUGAGAGCGCAUAUAUUCCGACUCAAUCACGCUCUACCUUGGCCUUUACCUAGGCUAGAUGAUGUGGACAGAUUGAUAGAUCUUGCUGAAUCGUCAUACAGCGUCCCAGAUAAGCUCGUUCGUGCGAUACUGGCCACAGGCUUUUUAUUCUUGGAAUUAGACGAAAUACCUAUCAAAAUGCAAGGAAGCUUCUAUUGUGAAGGCUCAAUUCUCUGUUCAAGCCCUGAUGCUGGUGAUUUGAUUAAGAGGGUGCUCCUUGAGUUCCCGGGCGCUCGGUUCCAAACUGGGAGCGGAUACCAUCUUGGUCUGAUUGCCAACGAUGACGAGUGUCGGGGAUAUGGCUACUAUCGUAAAAAAGUGGCUUUUACAGUUAAUAGUCUGGAAGAGAUUAUUUCAAUUGAGAUUGCCAACUCUUCUUUCCGGCAUAAAAUUGGUGGCUUUCUAAAGUCGAUGUAG
Molecule: messenger RNA, 969 nt
Organism: Penicillium soppii
Lineage: Eukaryota; Fungi; Ascomycota; Eurotiomycetes; Eurotiales; Aspergillaceae
Exons: 3
Coding region: 1-969 (322 amino acids)
Biological process (GO): arachidonate metabolic process
Cellular component (GO): membrane
Source: RefSeq, a predicted model, not a curated record